Molecule: messenger RNA, 933 nt
Organism: Prorocentrum cordatum
Lineage: Eukaryota; Dinophyceae; Prorocentrales; Prorocentraceae
Source: the annotation of a GenBank genome assembly
AUGGUGGUCUCCAGAGGCGAGGGCGGCAAGACGCUCACCCUGACGACGACCACGGCCCUGGACCACGCGAUCGGCAACCGCAUCCGCGCGCGCGGCGUGAGGAUGGCUAAACAGAAAAAACACCUCUGCGUGACCACGGUCGCGGGCCGCUACAGGCGCGUCGGGGCCAUCAGCAAGCGGGCCGUCCAGUUCGCAACCCGUCGAAAUCGAAUCGCGCGGGUACGCCAAGCAGGUGGACCAGCGCACAAGGUGUUCAGGCAUGCCAGGGUGCCCUCGCUGCUCUACGGCGUCAAGGUCAUGGGCAUGGCGGACGCCAACCUGGGGCAGCUGCGGCAGAGCGUAUCGACGGCGAUGCGCGGCAACGCCAAGGGUAGGUCCACGUUCUCAACGCUGCUGGCGAACGACAAGGACCAAGGCACGUUGGCCAACUCGUCCCCAAUACUGGCGUGGGCGCAGACCCGGCAAGAAGCCGAGGAGGACCAGAGCCUGGUGACGAGGCUACGGACCGCAUGGAAGCGGUGGGUCCUCCAGGUGGGCUUCGCGAAGGUCCCCUGGCAGCAUGUGCGCGGCCCCGCAGGGGCCUUCGUGGCGACGGUGCAGAGGCUGGGCUGGAUGACCCAGGACCUCCACGAGCUGCACCAUUACGUCCGCAACGCCACGGAGCAGGGCCUGCAGGACGCGUGGCUGGCAAAGUGGGGUGCGGAGUUCAACCUGCAGUCGAUCUUCGCGGCGAGGCUGUUUGCCAAAGGAGUGGUUCCCGACGCUAUCUGCAAGGCGCGCAACAUGGGCGAGGGCACGGACAGGCACCGACCUUUGUUUGGCGCGGCAGGGAGCUUCGUGGAGUUCGCCACGGGCUUCGUGGAAGCAGACGGCAGCCUGCUCUACGGCAAGUACGUUGCCCUGCGACGGGGCGGUCGUCUCUUGUGCAGCUGA